UCCACCGAAACCAACAGUCCUGAUCAACCCUGCUGCCGGUGCUGCUUCAGCUUCAUCUUCACUCUUGGCCUCACAGCCCUCUUCAUGUGGCUCAGCCUUCGCACCUCAAAACCCACCUGCAAAGUCCGCUCAUUAUACAUUCCUGCCCUCAACAAGACCCUAAACGACACCACAAACAAGACCCUUUACGUCACCCUCAGGCUGGAGAACGGCAACAAGGACAAGGGAAUUUACUACGAUGCCAUCAACCUCAAUUUCACUCUGCCCAGCUUCUACCAGGGGCAUCAGAAGAAGGCCACAAAGUCUGCGGUUGGGGAGCCCAAGGAGCUCAACUGGACAGCUGUCUCCCAUGCAACCUACUCUAAUGGGACUGUGCAUUUCAGGGUGGAUUUGGUCACCGCUGUGAGCUUCAAGAUCAUGUUCUGGAGGACCGGGCCGGAGCUAAGAAUGAAGUCCUCAGCUACCUCAGCUACCACUGUACCUCAGCUACCACUGUACCUUUCAUAAUUUGAUGGUGGAGGAGGCAGACGGAAUCGGAAGCUCGGCCAAAGCGGAGGACGAGGACUUUGUCGAUGGUAGAUCUGAUGAGAGAAUCCACCUCUUGCUUCUCAGUGCUCAACAAAAGCAAUUAUCAGCAGCAAUGAUGAAAGCAAAAGAAAAAUAAAAUAAAAUAAAAAGAUGCUUCAGCACUACAAAACCCACCGACCCACCAAAAGAAAGAAAAAUAAAC
Molecule: messenger RNA, 730 nt
Organism: Prunus persica (peach)
Lineage: Eukaryota; Viridiplantae; Streptophyta; Magnoliopsida; Rosales; Rosaceae
Product: protein NDR1
Exons: 1
Biological process (GO): defense response to other organism
Source: RefSeq, a predicted model, not a curated record